GCAAACCAUGCUGCGCAAGGGUAUCACGGACAGCUUCGGAGCUGCUAUCCAUGCCCUCGGCCCCUCUCAGCUGACCGACGGGGUCAUCCACAGGAGCAAACGGAUGAUGCUGGACACCCUGGGUGUUGGACUGCUGGGAACCAGGACGGCUGUCUUCAACAAGGCUCUCAAGUACAGCCAGACGUUCACGUCCGAGCAGAGGAGCAGCGUCUGGGGCCGAUCAGAUUUAACUCUGCCUCCAUGUUACGCGGCUUUCGUCAACGGCAUCGCGGUUCACUCCAUGGACUUCGACGACACCUGGCAUCCAGCAACCCACCCCUCUGGAGCCGUCCUGCCGGCUCUGCUGGCGCUGGCCGAGCAGCUGCCCAGCCGGCCCUCUGGUCUCGACCUGCUGUUGGCUUUUAAUGUCGGCAUUGAGGUGCAAGGGCGGCUGCUGAGAUUCUCCAGGGAGGCCUACAACAUCCCUGAAAGGUUCCACCCUCCCAGCGUCGUCGGAGUGAUGGGAAGCGCCGCAGCCUCAGCCAAACUCCUCGGCCUGUCUCCGUCUCAGUGCAGUCACGCGCUGGCCAUCGCCGCCUCCUCGGCCGGGGCGCCUUUAGCCAACGCCGCCACUCAGACCAAACCUCUCCACAUAGGGAACGCGGCCCGGAGAGGCCUGGAGGCCGCCCGGCUGGCGCGGACAGGACUGGAGGGGAACCCGGCCGUCCUGGACGUGGACAGCGGGUUGGGGGUGUACUACAAGGACUACAGCCCGUCUGCGAUGCCCGACUGCGCUUCCGGGGCCUUCAGGUGGAUCCUGGAGGAUCAGGAUGUGGCCUUCAAGCGCAUCCCCGCUCACCUGGCCAUGCACUGGCUGGUGGACGCCGCGUUGGCAGCCAGCGCAGAGCUCCAGGAGACGGUGUGGAGCUUUGACCCGAGCCAGAUCCGACGGGUCACCCUGAGAGUGCCUCCAUCCAAGUACAUCGACGUCCCGCUGCCCACCACGGAGCACCAGGCCCGGCACUCGUUCCAGUUCAACGCCUGCUCGGCCCUGCUGGACAACAAAGUGACGGUCGCCUCCUUCGACCCGGCUCAGAUCAACCGGCCCGCUCUGCGGGAGCUCCUGUCUAAAGUGGAGGUGACGACGCCCGCAGAUAACCGGCCCAGCUUCGACGACAUGUACUGCGAGGUCCAGGUAGAGACGGCUCAGGGGGGGAGCUGCACGGCCCGGUGCAACACCUUUUACGGCCACUGGAGGAAGCCGCUGAGUCAGCAGGACCUGGUGGAGAAGUUCUGCGCCAACGCGUCCUCGGUGCUGAGCUCAGAGGGAGUGGAGGGGGUGAUCGAUGUGGUGGGGAACGUUGAGAGGGUGCCGGAGUGCUCGGUGUUGGGCUCGUAUCUGAGGAUGACCAGCGACGCACACCAGCGGGUGUACAGCACAAGGAAGCUCUGACUGUGACGGGUUUAACGCCACGUGUGUGUGU
Fundulus heteroclitus (mummichog) is the source of this 1463-nucleotide messenger RNA. RefSeq names its product aconitate decarboxylase 1 (gene acod1). Gene Ontology annotation, molecular function: lyase activity. The transcript has 5 exons. Bases 8 to 1432 code for a protein of 474 amino acids. NCBI's taxonomy places the organism in Eukaryota, Metazoa, Chordata, Actinopteri, Cyprinodontiformes, Fundulidae. The record is from RefSeq and is a predicted model, not a curated record.